UCUCUCUCUCUCUAAUAUCGCCUUUUCUUUGGUGUUAAUUAAUUUCUUUCAUGUUGUCGGGGGGCUGGGAUUUGAUUUGCUCUAUCUUGUACUCUGCAGGCUGCUCUUGAAAAAAAGAAAAAAAAAAUCUUUGUGCUUUGUUCUUCUUGUUUCGCAUCCUUUCUAUGGGAUGAGCGAGUUGAAAAGGGUUUGGCUUUUUUCUAGGUCUUGCAUGUCUGAAACGGCUUAACUUGAAGAUGAGUCAAUUUAGCUCUGAUUUCCUCUUUGCAUGGUUCGAAUUUCGGAAAUCUAUUCGAUAAAGAAGCUUACUCUCUCUCUCUCUCUCUCAUUCUCUCUGGGCAAAAUUCCCUUUUUCCAAUUGCAUGUCGUGCUCUGUGUUGAUCUCGUAGUGCUAAUUCCGUUUAUAUGUGAAUUCGUUUGGUUUUUGAUCUGAUUUGUUAUGUUGAAUCGUUGCCAAAGUUUGGAUCUUUGCUAUUUUGGGUGCCGCUUUAGGAUCUGACAGAUUAUAUUGCAACUAUAUCAGUGGCACCUUUUCUAUGCCUUUGCAGAAUGUUGAUCUUCCUUGAUUGUCUUCCAAUUCGAACUCCCAACUCGUUUAUUCUUCAAACUUCUCGAGCCCCAAUUCGAGCCAAAACCUGUUGAUCAAUCUUUCUACAUAUAUAUAUAUAGAUGAACUCAGAAUUUGGAUACUGGACUUGAUUUCUUCUGCAUGGUUGCUUUUGUUUCUAUCUUAGAUUUGUUGUUUUUUUUGUUGAUAUGUCUUUUGGGUAAUGUACAACUUUGGUUCCUUUGAAUGGAAUGUUACUAUCUUCACUGGUUCCUUUUUGUUGGAUGACAGGUGACUGAUACAAAUGGGAGCAACACAUACUCUGUCACUUGCGAAUUGCGAUAGCUUUAUGAAGUAGGGUUUUCGGACAAUGCAAGAGUUCCAUAGGAAAGAUUCACCGUCAAGUGCUGCUUAUACGUCUUCGUUCACUCUAACACUUACCCUUCUUGGGAAAACUCUGUGCCAAGCAACUCAAAUGUCCAAGGGUCAUCAAUGACUGACAAUUUAAGCUUGAGAAUGGAAGUUAUGUCUACCCAUUUCCAUGGGAUGAAACAAUCUGGGUUUCAGUUGAAGGACCAGGAUUCAUCCUCAACUCAAUCCACUGGACAAUCUUGUGGCGAAGUUGCCAGCUUUGUGGAACAUAACCAUUGUACCAACCUUUCAGGGUGUGAAGAAAACUCGGGGAAGCCGGAUGGAAGUCAUACGAAGUCCACCUCGUCGAUGGCUUCUUGGCCUCUUCACUGUACUGCCCCGCCAUAUCUCGGUGGUUUCAUGGCUUCUGCAUAUGCAUCACAGCCUAUGGUGGCGUAUCCAGAGAUGAUGGGGUUGAUACCUUCUAGAAUGCCGCUGCCGCAUAACAUUACAGAGAAUGAGCCCAUUUACGUUAAUGCGAAACAGUACCAUGCAAUUCUUCGCCGCAGGCAGAACCGGGCAAAGCUUGAAGCUCAGAACAAGCUCAUCAAAUUCCGUAAACCGUACCUUCACGAGUCACGCCAUCUUCAUGCAUUGAAGAGAGCGAGAGGGUCGGGAGGUCGGUUCCUCAACACGAAGAAGAAGAUUAAAGAAACCAAACAAGUUCAUAAGCAGGAUUCGCCCAAGAAGAACCCUCUGGAAAUUCAGAGGGACAACGGCUCAACGAUCAUGUCUGGCACGGACAGAACCUCGGCUUCGAACUCCAACCGAAACAACAACGACGGCGACAACAACGGCAUGUUCCAACACGCGCAGUUCAGGUUCUGUGGGUACCCAUCAUCAACCCACCAUGUCUCAGUCCUCUUGUGAGAGAGACAGGUGACCAAAAUCUCUGCUUCUUCCCGGCGGGAAGUCAUCCUUGGCUGCUUCUUUUGGUUUUGUUUGUCGUAUUAUUGCUGUCUUCAUAGUGUGUCCUGUUCUCAUAUCUCCAAGUCUGCUUUCAUGGAAGCAGGUAAUGAAUAAUAAUACAUAUGACCUUUGGGUGUGAACCAUUGUGUUUCUUUUGUCUCGGUUACUCUUCGGGGUUUGAUUGGAAUGGACUGUACCUUUUCACA
Messenger RNA from Tarenaya hassleriana, 2073 nucleotides. Its product is annotated as nuclear transcription factor Y subunit A-6-like. The record is from RefSeq and is a predicted model, not a curated record. Gene Ontology annotation, biological process: regulation of transcription by RNA polymerase II. Lineage: Eukaryota; Viridiplantae; Streptophyta; Magnoliopsida; Brassicales; Cleomaceae. Gene Ontology annotation, cellular component: CCAAT-binding factor complex. Gene Ontology annotation, molecular function: DNA-binding transcription factor activity, RNA polymerase II-specific; RNA polymerase II cis-regulatory region sequence-specific DNA binding. The transcript has 5 exons. The coding region runs from base 1040 to 1828 and encodes 262 amino acids.